Rubroshorea leprosula is the source of this 2172-nucleotide messenger RNA. The record is from the annotation of a GenBank genome assembly. Lineage: Eukaryota; Viridiplantae; Streptophyta; Magnoliopsida; Malvales; Dipterocarpaceae.
AUUGGCCUUUUAACUCUCCUGUGGUCGGUUUAGGUCGCUCUACUUCGCUUUACUUAAGGCUGGUGUGAAACCCUCCAAGAAGCUCAAAAUUGAGGCCGUCGGCAUGGAAGGCGACGAACUUACAUUUGCACUCGAGCACCAACGCCGAGAACUCCUCGCCGCCAAAGCCCAAGAAUCCGACCUCGACGUCGCCUUCGACCUCCAAAUGCAAGAAGCCAUAACCGCUUCUCUCUCCCUCCACCAUCCCUCUACCUCCCGAAAUCCCAUCGCUUCUCCUCCGCCAGGUGACAUCAAGAGCGUCAGUGAAGACGAUGGUUUUGAUUACCUCACCCUUCUCCUUGGAGACAUUUCCAGGUUUCAGGUCGAACGCAGGGACCACGAACGGUGCGAGGAAGAAAUGAGACAGAUCAGAGAAAAUCUCAGCCUUCGGAUUCACGACCAGAAGUUUGCAGCCUAUAUCAUGACUAUCCCUGAGGAUGAAUGGAAGGAGCAUGGUGAUAACUACGAAAAUCCGUUCAAUGGGGAUGUGGGUUUGAUGAGUGAGAACUUUAAAGUGUAUGCUAAGGGGCUGGUGAGUGAAGAGCGGAUAAGGGACAUGAAGGUGAUGGUGGCGGGUGCUGGGGUGGCGGUUUGUGAUUCUAGGGAUAAUGUGGUGUUGGAAGCCAAUAAGCCUCUUGAGAGUGCAGAGCUGAUGAGUAGUGAAAAGGCAGAGCUUGAGGCUUUGGUUCAUGGGCUUAACGUGGCUUUGAGUUUGGAUUUGAAAAGGGUCACAAUUUACCUUGAUGACUAUAUGGUCUACCAAUAUGUUACAGGCAGGGUGCAACCAAGCCAGAGCGCAACAACACUAGUCAAUGAGGUGGUUCUUCUCCAAAGAAAAUUUACUUAUUGCCAGCCAUCUCUUGUUUCACGUAAUGAUUUUAAGUUUGCAUUCAAGCUUGCAAGAGAUGCUAUAGUCUCUCAGAUCAGUUGGCGUGCAGAAACUAGCAAUGGAAAAAAUUUGAAAGAGACUUGUGUGAUAUGUUUUGAAGAUAUUGAUGCUGCUCAGAUGUUUACUGUUGAUGGUUGCUUUCACAGGUAUUGCUUUUCUUGUAUGAGACAGCAUGUAGAAGUGAAAUUGCUUAAUGGAAUGCUGGCUAAGUGCCCAGAUGAAGGCUGUAAAUCUGAGGUGAGUAUUGAGAGUUGUGGAAAAUUCUUGGAUCCUAAAUUAGUUGAGAUAAUGAGUCAACGCAUGAAGGAAGCUUCUAUAGCUGUUGAGGAGAAAGUAUAUUGCCCAUUUCUGAAGUGCUCGGCAUUAAUGUCAAGACAAGAAGUGUUGGAGUAUACAAAGACAGUGUUUGUUGGUACUGAACAAUCUGGAGCCAGGAAAUGCAAAAAGUGCCAUCGUUUUUUUUGUAUCAACUGCAGGGUCCCAUGGCACUACAAUUUGACUUGCUAUGAUUACAAAAGAUCAAAUCCACCUCCUAAGGAGGAUGCAUUGCUCAGUUCUCUUGCUAGAGAGAAGCUGUGGCGCCAGUGUAAGAAAUGCUACCAUAUGGUUGAACUCAAGGAAGGGUGCUAUCAUAUUACUUGCAGAUGUCAAUAUGAAUUUUGCUACACGUGUGGUGCUGAGUGGAAGAAUAAGGGGCCAACAUGUAAGUGCCCUAUCUGGGAUGAGCGUAACAUUAUACGCAAUGGAGGCAACGGACAACAACGAUGAUCUGAAGCACCAUGGCAAUGUUGGAGCAAGCUUUGGCUAUAUACCAUCCUCGUUUUCAUUCUGAAAGUUUGGUUUUCACUGUGCAUUAGUAGAAGUUAAUGAGAACCAUUUCUGAAGCAUCAAACUUUGUGGAUUUUAGGAAUAGAAAUCUUGAAACCCUUUUUCAAAGUGUAUGCAUGAUGGUUGACAGCCAAGCAUCCAGAUGUUUAUAGAUCUUUUAGCCUUUUUCAAAGUGUGGACAUGUCUUCCACACAUAACCAGUAAUCAAAACUUCAUGUGGCUGCAUUGUUAUCUUGAUGACAGAUCUUUGUAUUCUGCCAAUUCUGCUGUUUUACUUUCAUAGGAAGAUGAAACAUAUAUAUAUAUAUUCUUUGUAAAAAUGUAAUGUUAUAUCAACAGUAUUAACUUUUUUUUUCGGGUAAACUAGAUUUUUUUUGUUGAUUAAGGGUAGAUUGGUAUAAACAUCUAUUAACAAU